Varanus komodoensis (Komodo dragon) is the source of this 5709-nucleotide messenger RNA. It is a transcript of the gene NFXL1, whose product is annotated as nuclear transcription factor, X-box binding like 1. Bases 184 to 2853 code for a protein of 889 amino acids. Gene Ontology annotation, biological process: regulation of DNA-templated transcription. The record is from RefSeq and is a predicted model, not a curated record. Gene Ontology annotation, cellular component: nucleus. NCBI's taxonomy places the organism in Eukaryota, Metazoa, Chordata, Lepidosauria, Squamata, Varanidae. Gene Ontology annotation, molecular function: RNA polymerase II transcription regulatory region sequence-specific DNA binding; DNA-binding transcription factor activity, RNA polymerase II-specific; zinc ion binding. The transcript is spliced from 22 exons.
CUGGCACGUCGCGAGCGACUGAGGAAGGCGAAACGCGACGUCUCUACACCUGGCUUGCUCCCGUGGCGGUUCCUUUGCUCAGGCCGGAGCCGCUGGAUGAGAGCGACGACCUGCUCUCGCUCGCUUAAGCUUUACGCUGGGAACUGACUCGGCGGCGGCGACGGCGACGGCGAAGGAAGGGGGAUGGAAGGGGCGGCUUGGCUCCCAGGCGGCCGCGGUAGGGGCAGGGCCAGAACUGGAGCCGGCGGCGUCCCCACAGGCAACGGACCCGGCGGCCGGGGAAGGGCAAGAGGAGUAGGAGGCAUUUCACCGGUCGUCGCGUCUAAGAGCAGCGUACUGGGCGCCAGUGAAAUAUCUUCUCAGAAAAAAUUUGAUGAAAUUAAGAAAGCUAACCAAGCUGCAGCUAAAAAACUUGUUGAAGAUCAGUUUAAUUCCUCAUCUGAAGAAGAGGAUGAAGAUAUUGAAGGAAAACAUGGAAAAAUAUUGGCCAAAACAUUUACAACUUAUACUAAUCAGACUGAUGGAGAUGCAAGUGAAUUGGAACGCACAAGACAGUACAUGAAUGAUGCUUUUCAAUCUGGGGCAAUGACAUGCUUGAUUUGUAUUGCUUCUAUUAAGAGAAACCAAGCUGUCUGGAGUUGUUCUGGAUGUUUCUGCAUAUUCCACAUGCCAUGCAUUCAGAAGUGGGCUAAGGACAGCCUUUUCCUAAUAUCUUCUCCCUUGACAGAUGAUGAUUUUGGAAAAAAGGAUUAUCCAUGGCCAUGUCCAAAAUGCAGGUUUGAGUACAAGCGGGCUGAGACUCCAACACGCUACUAUUGCUACUGUGGAAAGGUGGAGGAUCCACCAUUGGACCCUUGGCUGGUUCCUCAUUCUUGUGGCCAGGUGUGUGAGAGAGAGUUCAAGCCUCCUUGUGGGCACAGGUGCCUACUUCUUUGCCACCCAGGUCCUUGUCCACCUUGUCCAAAGAUGAUCACAAUAACCUGUUACUGUAGGAAGGCCAAGCCUGUGCCACGGAGAUGCAGCACAAAAGAAUGGUCCUGUCAGCUUCCCUGUGGACGGAAACUUCCAUGUGGACAACACAACUGUGAGAAACCUUGUCAUCCAGGAGACUGUCAGCCCUGCCCAAGAGUCAGUAAGCAAAGUUGUGUCUGUGGUAGACAAGUCACAGAAAGACUUUGUGCGAGUCCUUUGUGGCACUGUGAUCAGGUUUGUGGCAAAACAUUGCCUUGUGGUUAUCAUGCCUGUGAACAGAUAUGUCAUGGUGGCCCCUGUGGGGAAUGUCCGCGAUCUGGAAAAAGGUCUUGUCCAUGUGGAAAAUCAAAAUUUUCUUUACCAUGUACGGAGGACGUGCCUCCCUGUGGAGACAGCUGUGACAAGGUUCUUGAAUGUGGGAUCCACAGAUGUUCACAGCGCUGCCAUCGAGGCCCCUGCGAAAUCUGUAGACAGGAAGUUGAAAAACAAUGCCGCUGUGGAAAGCAUACAAAGCAAAUGCCUUGCCAUAAGCCAUACCUUUGUGAAACCAAGUGUGCAAAAAUUCGUGACUGUCAAAAACACCAGUGCAAGAGGAAGUGCUGUUCGGGAAACUGUCCACCUUGUGACCAAACCUGUGGACGAACUUUAGGAUGUCGAAAUCACAAGUGUCCUUCUGUCUGCCACAGAGGUAGCUGCUAUCCAUGUCCUGAGACUGUGGACGUGAAGUGUAAUUGUGGCAAAACUCUUCUUAAAGUACCCUGUGGCAGAGAACGUACCACCAAACCCCCCAGGUGCAAAGAACUGUGCAGGCAGCCACCUACCUGCCAUCAUCCUUGUCGAGAGAAACACAGUUGCCACUUUGGCCCUUGUCCUCCAUGCCGUCAGCCCUGCAAGAAAAUCUUAGAGAACUGUGGUCACUUUUGCCCUGCUUCCUGCCAUGAUGAGGCACUUGUGAAACAAGCUGGCUUGCAUCAGCCAGCAGGCCCCUGGGAACAGUCAACUGAGCCUGCUUUUAUUCAGACAGCAUUACCUUGUCCUCCAUGUCAAGUCCCUGUUCCAACCCAAUGCCUUGGGAAACAUGAGAUAACUCCAUUGCCAUGUCAUACUGCAAGACCCUUCUCAUGUAAAAGAGUUUGUGGAAGACUGCUUGAUUGUCAGAAUCAUACUUGCAUGAAAGAGUGUCAUAAAAUUACUGAAACAGAUAAUGACAAUGAUGUCCAAAAGGCAAGUCAAGAAUGCUCUCAGUGUGAAGAAGAAUGUUCCAAGCCACGGCCACCUGGAUGCCCUCACCCAUGUCCUCUGCCUUGCCAUCCUGGAGAAUGCGCACCAUGUGCCCAAAUGAUCCGGAUGAAAUGUCACUGCAAACUCACAAGCCUUUAUAUUGAAUGCAUAAAAGUUAUCUGUGCUGAUUUAAAGGAAAAAGAUGAACUGAGUUCAUGCAAAAAUCAGUGCCCCAAAGAGUUAUCCUGUGGUCAUCGAUGUAAGGAGCUCUGUCAUUCAGGUGACUGUCCUCAGAACUGCAAUCAAAAGGUCAAAGUUCGGUGUCCUUGCAAGAGACUCAAAAAGGAGCUGCUGUGCAGUAAGGUUCAGGAAGGCCAGGUUUCCUUAGAAUGUGACACAAUAUGCAAGGAAAUGAAGCAGAAAGCUUCUGAGAUGAAAGAGGCAGCAGCUAGAGCUGCCACUGAAGAGGAAAAACGAAGGCAACAGGCUGAACUAGAAGCUUUUGAGAACAGGUUAAAAGGACGGCGGAAGAACAAGAGGAAAAAGGAUGAAGUUGAAGUUGAACAAUCUUUAUGGCAAAAAUAUAAGAACAUGAUUGUCCUGCCAGUAUGUGGAGCUGCCGUUGUAAUGGUUGCAUGGUUCAUAGCCUACCAUGACUGAAACAUUAAUAUUCAUUUCCGAUCACCUCGAAAUGAUUAUCCAGCAGCUAACUGGUAAAAUGUGUGAUGGCAUAAGUCAUUUAAUGUUCAGUUGUGUUUACAAUAAUUUUCCUCUGUUCAUUGAGUAGAAAAACAACAACAACCCCAGUCCUUAUACUUACCCCAAAAUCAAUUUAAAAUAUUCUGUAGGUGGACAUGCUAUGCCAGUAUUCUGCCAGGUUCUUUCAAAUGCCUCAUUGUGUGAGAGGCAGCAAGUACUGUUCUAUAAGCAUCCAUAUUUCAUGUUAGGUGUAAGGAUUCCUGUGCAUGGUUUAUGUAGUUAUUUUUAAUGGUCUCAUGGUGGAUGGAGGAAACAGGUAACUUGAUACUGUAACAGAUGUCCAUACUCACUAGCUAUCAAAGGAUGCAUGAAACUUGAAUCUUACAGGAGUCACUGUAUGCACAGCCCCAAUAUUAGAUGCAGUUGCUUUAGCACACACACAUGUCAUACACCUUCCUGUAUACAGAAAACAACCUGUCUGACUCAGAGACCUUGUAUCCAAUGCAAGAACUUCAUCUUAGCUGAGUUGUGGAUGAGGCUUCUAGCUAGAUAGAAGUCAAAUAUGUUGAUGUUUCAUUUAACAUUAAUGUAGAGCUUGGAACAUAAAACUAUUCUUGCUGCAUUUUUUCUGACAUAGGUCAUGUUCUAUACUCCCAAUAUCCAUUUUUGCUAAAGAGCAAAAAUCAAUCUUUGGUUUUUCCUUUUUCUAUAGACAACGUUCGACACCGAUUACAUAGAAAUAGAUAAUUAAAUAUGAUUUUUACUCCAAAUUCUAUUUUUGCUGUCCAGCACAGAAAAAAAGCUGUGAAAUCAUAGGAUGGGAUCCAGAUCUGGACAUAUGCAGCUAAUCUGAGAGAAGAGGACAGUCUCCUCCUCCCAUAGCAGUCAGUGCAGCUCCCCAUUACACAGAGGCAUGUGCAACCCUGUUGAAUGGGGUGAGCUGUGCUGCAGGGGAAAAGAAGCAUUUCCUCAAACUGGACCAGGGCACUUCCUUUGUACCAAGAUCUGGAUCCAGCAUUCAGUUUUUAAGGACUGGUAUUGCUAUCCCUCUAGAAACAGACAGACAGACAAAAAGAAAGAAAAUAUAUUUAAAUUUGUAUAUGUCUGCUAUGUAAAAGUGGCAUUCACAUUUUCGGGAACCAUAUACGUACAAGUUGUAAGCUGAUUCUUGAUUCAGGUGUGUAGAUCUGUAUAUGUUGGAUUAAAUCUUACAUUUUUAAGUAUAAAGCCCAAUAGUUGUUUGAAUGUCUAGUUAACCAGGUAGAUGUUUUUGUUAACAAAUUAGCAACUAUUCCUCAAGCCUUUCAAAAAUGAAUGAUUAAGAUAAUUGCUCAAAUCUUGAACUGUUUUAGUAAUUAAUUAGAUAGAGAAAACUGUCACAUCAAAUAAAGGGAGUACAAAUUCUUCUGGUUCUUGUGCUGGUACUUAAAGUAGUAAAUUAUUAACUGAUGGUCAGUUUCCUAUUAAAAUAAUGCUCAUGUAAGAAUUCGCUAAAUCAAAGUCCUGCAUUUUUGGGAAAAAUUCCAAGUUAUGUUUAGGUGGAAUGCUUGUAGGAGCCCUGAGCAAAUGUUGUAACUAGUCUUGUUAUUUUCACAUAUCACUAACAGUGGAUCAGAUCUGAUUAAUUAAUGUUACAAACUGCGAAAAUAUAUUUGCAUAAAUUCUAUCGUUCAGAGUUAUUAGUUAUCAGAAGUAUGCUGAACAAACUCUAAAACCAAGGUUGUGAGAAAUUGUAGCUUUUGUGUUGCUACAUUUACAAAGAAUGAAUUCAUUUGGUGCUUAACUGAAGAGAUCCAUCCUCUGCUUGUUUUUUUUUAAUAGCCUUAAGUCACUCUGUAGUUGACUUCAUAUCCACAAUAAUGGAUAUUGAUAAUUAUUCUAGAUUGCCACAUUUCACUCUAACAUACAUUAACCAUGAGCCCUUUAUUUUUGUACCCUUACUAGAAAAAGAAGAAAUCUGUCUAUUGAUAAAUGGUGUGCAGACCAAUAGCAGUUGGAGUCUUAUAUUUGUGUAUUAUGGGUUUAUGUAAAACUUGGGUUUGAACGUUAAUGAGAUCUGUUAGCUUCUUGACACGAAUGACUGGAGAACUAACUGUUUAGGCUACUACAACUCUCAUAUUAAAGCAGUUGUAUUUCUUUGAUCUCUGUAACUGCUGUAUUUUUAUUUGGAAGAGGCUGACUGUUUUCAUUUUUUGGAUAUUCAGCUGCAAGAAACUAAAAAUAGCAGGAACAAGUUAAAUAGAAACAGCUUCAGAAUCAGAAUCAUUUGCCAACCCUUGAUAUAUAUAAGGAGAGGAACCAUGGAGCAUAAUGGUGGAGCACAAGCUUUGCAUUCCGAAGCGCCUAGAUUCAGUCUCUGGCAUCUCCAGUUAAUGUGACCCCAGAUAGCACAUGAUGUGAAAGAACCCUGUGGGGAUAAGGAAUAUGUGGCUGGAGACUGCAUGUCCAGUGAUGAGACAGCUGAUAGGAGCCUCAGCUCAGCAACGCAUGUUAUAGAGGACUGCAUAUUCAAUACUCCAAGAUUUAUGUCCAUUUUUGAUGAUAGUUCACUUUAAACAUUUAUUUGUCAUGCACUGUAAAACAUCCUGCUGGCUUUCCUUGCAUUAGUGCAUAGAUUGUUUCAGAAGGUGCUUAAAUCUUAAUUAAUGGUUUGCUCUCUAUGUUGAUCCUACAGAAUGAACAACACAAUGCACAUGAAAAGCUUACUUGAUUCACUUAACUAGUUUUCAAUUCGUGCUGAAACUUGUAAAUUUUACAGAAUCCUUCAUGUAUCAAUGUGUUUGCAGACCAAACACAAAAUAAAAUGAUAGAAUGGCA